AACCACCAAAACACCACCUUUGAUACCCCCAAACCGCUUCGCCAAGAGCUUCUCUCCGCAGCUCCCAACUUCCACAGUCUUCACAUUCACUACCUACCGCCACCAUGGUCGUCGGCAAACUUGCGCACUACGCCUUCGACGCGGUAAUAAUAUCCGCCUUCCUCGCCGGCGUCCGACGCUCCACGGGCCUCACUCCCAGUGUGAAGCCGGACCAGUUCUCCGAAACACCGGGCGUGAAGAAGUGGAUCGACAAUUACCUCUGGGUCGGCGAGACGGUCAUGGAUCAGAGCGUGGCGUUUUUCGCGUCGAGUUCGUACUUCGAGAGGAAGCGGUAGAGGUGGGGGGUGGACUACCCGCUUUUCUCGUGGCGUAGAGGGUGCGAUUGAAAAUGGGGUGAGAUGUGUGUACAUUGGGGCGAACGAGAAUGAUUGGAUGACGAGACAUGUGCGCGUGGGACUGGAUUCCUCGACUACGACUACAAGCACGAUGGCGUUUGGGGCUGGUGCUAGCUUUUGUUUUGCGAAGACCGAAAUGCAUCACUUUUACGAUCUGGAGAAAG
Parastagonospora nodorum SN15 is the source of this 559-nucleotide messenger RNA. RefSeq lists its product as hypothetical. NCBI's taxonomy places the organism in Eukaryota, Fungi, Ascomycota, Dothideomycetes, Pleosporales, Phaeosphaeriaceae. The transcript has 4 exons. Bases 105 to 335 code for a protein of 76 amino acids. The record is from RefSeq and is a predicted model, not a curated record. Gene Ontology annotation, cellular component: cytoplasm.